Messenger RNA from Cynocephalus volans (Philippine flying lemur), 1371 nucleotides. RefSeq names its product annexin A13 (gene ANXA13). Gene Ontology annotation, cellular component: cytoplasm. The coding region runs from base 1 to 1074 and encodes 357 amino acids. The transcript has 12 exons. Gene Ontology annotation, molecular function: calcium-dependent phospholipid binding; calcium ion binding. The record is from RefSeq and is a predicted model, not a curated record. Lineage: Eukaryota; Metazoa; Chordata; Mammalia; Dermoptera; Cynocephalidae.
AUGGGCAAUCGUCAUAGCCAGUCUUACUCCCUCUCAGAAGGCAGUCAGCAGUUGCCCAAAGGGGACACCCAGCCCUCGCCAGCCAUGCAGCCUCUCAGCCACUCCUCAGGAAAUGGAGAGCCAGAGGCCCCACAGAUCGCCAAAGCGAGAAGUCAUCAGGGUUUUGAUGUGGAUCGAGAUGCCAAAAGACUGUACAAAGCCUGCAAAGGAGUGGGAACCGAUGAAGCAGUCAUCAUUGAAAUCUUAUCAAGCAGGACAUCGGAUGAGAGGCAACAAAUAAAGCAAAAGUACAAGACAACAUACGGCAAGGACCUGGAGGAGGUGCUCAAGAGUGAGCUGAGUGGAAACUUCGAGAAAACAGCCUUGGCCCUUCUGGACCGUCCCAGCGAGUAUGCCGCCCGCCAACUGCAGAAGGCCAUGAAGGGUCUGGGCACAGAUGAGGCCCUGCUCAUCGAGGUCCUGUGCUCAAGAACCAAUAAGGAAAUCAUCGCCAUUAAAGAGGCCUACCAAAGGCUAUUUGACAGGAGCCUUGAAUCAGAUGUCAAAGGUGAUACAAGUGGAAACCUAAAAAAAAUUCUGGUGUCCCUGCUACAGGCAAAUCGUGAUGAAGGAGACAACGUGGACAAAGAUCUAGCUGGUCAGGAUGCCAGAGAUCUGUAUGAUGCAGGGGAAGGCCGCUGGGGCACUGAUGAGCUCGCCUUCAAUGAAGUCCUGGCCAAGAGGAGCCACAAACAGUUACGAGCCACCUUUCAAGCCUACCAAAUUCUCAUCGGCAAAGACAUAGAAGCAGCCAUUGAAGAGGAAACAUCGGGAGAUUUGCAGAAGGCCUAUUUAACUCUAGUGAGAUGUGCCCGGGAUCGCGAGGGCUAUUUUGCCGAAUGUCUGUACAAGUCCAUGAAAGGUGCCGGGACCGAUGAGGAGACGUUAAUUCGCAUCCUUGUGACCAGGGCUGAGGUGGACCUUCAGGGGAUAAAAGCAAAGUUCCAAGAGAAGUAUCAGAAGUCCCUCUCUGACAUGGUUCACUCGGACACCUCUGGGGACUUCCGGAAACUGCUAGUGGCUCUCUUGCACUGAUGACGCAAUGGGAACAUGCGGAGAAACAACCUUUGUCAAGAGCACAUUCCAAACUAAACUUGUAAAUGAGACUCCAGCACAAAAAACCCUCAAGAGUCCUGGUUUAUUUUCUUGGCAGCUUAAAGCGGUGCAGCAGGCCAAGCUGUUUAAGUUAAGGGCAGCAACGUCAAGAUGCUUGGGCAGGUCACCUUGAACGCUGGUUUAGCAAGUAUCUGGGCUGCCUCUUAACUUUCCCUUAGCAUAAUAACUGAAUGCUUUCUAAGUACAAAUGAAAUCAGAAGUUGAAAAAAUUAGCCA